AUGGAUAUUGAAGAAGAAGAUUCCCCUCCUACUGAUAUAAACCUUACAGCCUGCCUGGUGCUGAACCAACGCGAUGACGAGCAGCUCGGGUUUGACUUCGUGAGCUUUCCCGAACGCGGCGAGGUUCUAGGCGUCGUGAACCUCGCCCCCGGAGCACAUUUCGUAUACGUUAAGGAAGGCGAACCCAACGAUGAGGUUGAGCGUCCUCUAGGCGAGUUUAUCUACAUUCUGCAAGGUAAAUGUGCUGUACUUAAAAGGAGCAAGAGUGACGAGGGGCCACUUUUUGAGUCAUUGGGGGAGGACGAAGCUCGUAACUAUCACUCUGCCCUAGUGGCCGGACACUUUCACGGAAAGCUGUCACGUAUACCAGAACAGCUGCAACAAUUAUGGCGCGACAUGACGGAAUACAUCACACCGGAUGUGAUCCGCCUCCUGCGUCCCAUUGUGAAAACACGUAGGGACGAAAGUAAAACGAAUAAGACCAUAGAACGGUCAGAGGGAGUUAAUGUGAAUACUGUUACACCGAUGGAAUCUGCUGAUAGUGCCGAAAGUGGGAAACUUAUCGUGGCUAACAGUGACGAAUCAGAAUGUACAAAGUUGCAUUCAACCGGGGAAGGCGCUACUAAUGCUGUGCAACCCUUAUCUAUCGCAUCCGUUACAAAUAAUGGAGAGGACACAGCUGAUGACUACAGGGGCAUUGUUCGUCGUAUGAAAGAUUUGAAAAAUCGAUCUGGCUUACUUUGUGAAACAUUUCAACAAAAGGUAGAUGAUGGAACCAAAGGCACAGAUAGAAUGGUUCCUGCUCCGGAUUCUACAGUGCAUGACCAUGAGAUAAUACCAGAGAUGCAGACCAAGGAACCGACUAGUUCCGAUAGGUUGCUUGAAUGGGAGGCUCCUAGGGACCAGUGUACGAUUUACUAUUCUGACCUACAGAAAGUGAACCGUGAGAUGAACCUGAGCAAAGAUAUAACCCCGUCAGGGAUUACGGCAUUACAUUUGGACACGACACACGUGCUCGAUUCUAUCGUAUCGUAUCACCUUGGAAAGGAUACUUAUUUAUCGAAACCGGAAAAAUGUGAACCACAAGGUGAAGGUACUGGUGGUUGGAAAUAUGCCUGUGUAUUGGGUGAGUACCAAUAUGCAUUUUGUGUAUUUAUGCUGAAUUUCCAUUACGUGUCAUUUGAGCAUUGGAAGAAUCUAUUUCGCAUUUUGUGCAACGCCGAAUCAUUUAUCCUUGACGAUGUUGAGAAUUCUAAGAAAGUUUUAAAGGUAAUUAAGUUACACUUGGAAACGUUUGAAUCUGACCUCUAUGACCCUGGUAACUUUUUCGCAUAUCAUUUGAGUUCAUUGUACGAGAUCAUUACGGAUAACCAGCCGCACUGCGCGUGUUUACUCGAGCCAUUCCAGGCUAUACGGGAUACAUUUAAGUUGAAAUUUGGCAUCUCUCUGGAGGAUAUCCAUUUUCUGCACGAUGGAGUUCAGGUCGUGGAUACAUGA
Babesia sp. Xinjiang is the source of this 1497-nucleotide messenger RNA. RefSeq lists its product as uncharacterized. NCBI's taxonomy places the organism in Eukaryota, Apicomplexa, Aconoidasida, Piroplasmida, Babesiidae. Gene Ontology annotation, biological process: spliceosomal tri-snRNP complex assembly. The coding region runs from base 1 to 1497 and encodes 498 amino acids. The transcript has 2 exons. The record is from RefSeq and is a predicted model, not a curated record.